Cyprinodon variegatus (sheepshead minnow) is the source of this 1310-nucleotide messenger RNA. RefSeq names its product CUB and zona pellucida-like domain-containing protein 1. Bases 161 to 538 code for a protein of 125 amino acids. Lineage: Eukaryota; Metazoa; Chordata; Actinopteri; Cyprinodontiformes; Cyprinodontidae. The record is from RefSeq and is a predicted model, not a curated record. The transcript has 4 exons.
CACAUCCAUCCCCAACACUGAGCUGUUUGUGGAGUCCUGCAGGGCGACUCCCUAUGACAACCCCAACUCCCGCAUCAGCUACACCAUCAUUGAAAACGGAUGUGUGAAGGAUAAAACUGUGGAAAUUUAUUCUGCGUCAAAGUCUCAGUUCAGAUUUGGAAUGGAAGCUUUUGAGUUCAUCGGAGCUCAUGAGGAGGUAUACAUCACUUGUUCAGUUCUCCUGUGUGAAAGUGACAAUCCCGAGGCCAGGUGCUCUCAGGGAUGCAUCACAUCCGACUCAUGGGACAAACGUAGGAAGAGGGAUGCUGCAGCGCAGACGAGCAGCCACUUCAUUUCCCAGGGUCCUUUGCACCUCGUGAAGACCUCUAACAUCAAAGAACCUGGCCAGAGCAUGUAUCUUGCCCUGAAUCUGGUCUUCAUUGUUUGCUGCCUUUUGGCUUGCGGUGUCAUCAUCUACCGAUUCAGAAGGCCCAGAGCUAAAUACCAACGUCUGCCAUCAGCUGAUUCUCCAGUCGACCCUGACCAACCAAUGGAUUAGGAAUCUGGAUUUUGAUUUUAUUCUUUUUAUUAUGAUAUUGGGUUUUCAGAGCUUUUACAUUUUCCUUCAUAUGUAAAUGUACACUUUUCUAGCUCUUAGCUUGAGAUAUUUCUGUCAGUUCUGGUCAUAUUUUCUUUUUUGCCUUAUAGGUUAUGCCAUAUUAGAUAAUUUUUCCAUGCCUAUAUUAGAUGUUUUUGUGUAAAUGAUUUUCUUUAAUUUUAGCUUCCUAGUGUAUUUUAUUCUUCUUCAUUUUACUUGGAUUUAUUUGUGUUAGUAUCCUUUACUUCAGGGCAGAGCUAAAAGUGGGGGUAGAGGUGUCCAUAAUUUAACUCCAGUACAAUCUAUAACAGAGGGUGGCAGCAGUGAUACUCUCGGUUGGCAUGUCCUAUCUUACUUUAUUUUUUAGUCAUUCGUAUACUAAAUUUAAGCGAACAAAAAACUAGUACACUAUUAGUUUGGACUGAUCCUAAACUGGUUUUGGUGCCCUUUUGUUUUCUGCCACCCCGCAGUGCACAUUGGUCCUUGCCUAGCCUACCAUAUAAAAAUUUUUUUUUGGCCCUGCCACUGCCUUACCUAGAUGGUAUUAUUCUAUAGUUCUCUCAUCUCUCCCCCCUUGAUCCAAAUGUUGUAUUUUACAACAUAUUUAGGCAAGCCCCCAGUUUGUUAUGCUUUAUAUACUGGUCAAUUUCAACUACUUCUUAUGGGUUUAUUCUGCAAUGCCAUGUUUCUACUGCCCAUGUAUGUGAGCUUCGUAUUUCAGUCAUUAAAAACU